AUGUCUCAAUUUGCCAGAUGUACUACGUCUAAAUACAAGUUUGGGGCUCACAUAUCUACGGCUGGAGGUAUCUCUAAUAGCGUUACGAAUGCUUUCAACAUCGGUUGUAAUGCGUUUGCGAUGUUCUUGAAAUCACCACGUCGGUGGGUUUCUCCCGAUUACAGCUCAGAAGAGAUCGAGAAAUUCAAGAAAAACUGUGAAGAACUAGGAUACAACCCGCUGGUAGACAUUCUACCACAUGGUCAGUACUUUAUCAACCUUGCCAACCCAGAGUUGGAAAAGGCAGAGAAGAGUUACGAAAGUUUCUUGGACGAUCUCCAACGGUGCGAACAAUUGGGCAUCGGGCUGUACAAUUUCCACCCUGGCUCAUCGUUGAAGGCAGACCACGAAAAACAGCUGCACCAACUGGCUGGGUACAUCAACAAAGCGCACGCGGCGACCGGGUUCGUGAAGAUUGUCUUGGAAAACAUGGCGGGCACAGGGUCGUUGGUGGGUAGCGAUCUGGCCGAUCUGCGCAAAGUGAUCGAUCUGGUGGACGACAAGUCCAGAAUCGGUGUGUGCGUCGACACAUGCCAUACUUUUGCCGCAGGUUACGAUAUCAGCACAGAAAGCGCAUUCGAUGCCUUCUGGGCGGAUUUCGACAAGACUGUGGGGUUCAAGUACCUCUCUGCGGUGCACUUGAACGAUUCCAAGGCGCCUUUGGCUGCGAAUCGCGAUCUUCACGAAAAACUCGGGGAGGGCUUUUUGGGUCUUACCGUUUUCAAACUCGUGGCCAAGGCAGAGUUUUUACAGGGGAUCCCGAUUGUGCUUGAAACACCACAGCCUUCGGACGACGGAUACGGCGAAGAGAUCAAGCUGCUGGAAUGGCUCGAAAACUACGAUUCCGCUAAGGACAAAUCGGAAUUUGACGAAAAGACAGAAUCUUUGCAAUCGAUGGGGGCCAAAUCGCGCAACGACCAAUUGGCGAAGUUCGAUAAGAAAACUGCCAAGAAGAAUACAAAGACCGCUACCAAGACUCCCAAGAAGACCGUCAAAAAGACAACCCAAACCCGUUUAACUAAGAGAACAAGAACAGCUGACAGAACUGGAAACAACGAAGAAACUGAAACCAAGAAACUUAAACAGGAACAACAAUCUUCGGACGAUGCUACUGAGGAUCAAUAG
Messenger RNA from Lachancea sp. 'fantastica', 1164 nucleotides. The record is from the annotation of a GenBank genome assembly. Lineage: Eukaryota; Fungi; Ascomycota; Saccharomycetes; Saccharomycetales; Saccharomycetaceae.